Elephantulus edwardii (Cape elephant shrew) is the source of this 462-nucleotide messenger RNA. It is a transcript of the gene UBE2L6, whose product is annotated as ubiquitin-conjugating enzyme E2L 6. Lineage: Eukaryota; Metazoa; Chordata; Mammalia; Macroscelidea; Macroscelididae. The record is from RefSeq and is a predicted model, not a curated record. Bases 1 to 462 code for a protein of 153 amino acids. The transcript is spliced from 4 exons.
AUGUCAGUGUACAAGCGGGUGGCGAAGGAGUUGGAGGACCUGCAGAGCAAGCUUCCUGGGUACCUGCGGGACCUGGACAGCGAAAAGGCCAAUGUCCUGAUAUGGAACGUUCUUCUCUUACCGGACAAAUCACCCUACAACCUCAAGGCCUUCCGAGUGGGCAUCACCUUCCCUGAGGAGUAUCCGUUCAAGCCUCCCAGGGUGAAGUUCACCACCCAGAUCUACCACCCCAGCGUGGACCAGGAAGGACAGGUGUGCCUUCCCAUCACCAGCAGCCAGCACUGGAAGCCGAGUAACAAGGCCUACCAAGUCUUGGAUGACCUCAACAUGCUGGUGAAUACACCAGAGGAGAGCCAGCCCCUGCGGAUUGAACUGGCUGAGCUGUUAGCACAGAACCCCAAAAAGUUCUACGAGGAAGCCAAAGCAGCCACGCUCCGCUUUGGAGUUCAGCGGCCCACCUAG